Molecule: messenger RNA, 5220 nt
Organism: Arvicola amphibius (Eurasian water vole)
Lineage: Eukaryota; Metazoa; Chordata; Mammalia; Rodentia; Cricetidae
Biological process (GO): virion assembly; DNA integration; proteolysis
Molecular function (GO): nucleic acid binding; zinc ion binding; RNA-DNA hybrid ribonuclease activity
Source: RefSeq, a predicted model, not a curated record
AUGGGACAAUCUCUAACCACUCCCUUAAGUCUGACUCUAGGUCACUGGCGCGAUGUUCGAGCACGCGGGGACGAGAAAGGAGUUGACAUCAAGAAAAAGACAUGGCAGCUCCUUUGCACUUCUGAGUGGCCCACUUACCAUCCUUCAUGGUCAAAGGAUGGUUCUUUUAACAUUGAUGCUAUUUUACAGAUAAAACAACGGGUGUUCUCCACCGGACCCCAGGGACACCCCGACCAGAUUCCAUACGUCACCGUUUGGGAAUCCCUGGCCAGAGACCCGCCGGUUUGGGUUUCUCCUUUUGUCCCUCCCCGACCUUCGGCUCCUGCUCAUCCCUUACUCCCCACCCCCGGCCCCUAUGCCUCCUUCAAACCUCAGCCCACUCAGCUAUAUCCCUUUCUGGAAAAAGAAAAUAAAACCCAACCUCCAAAACCUGUACUUCCCCCUUCAGAUGACACCCUUAUUGAUCUCCUAACGGAAGAUCCUCCCCCAUACCCACGCCCCCUGGCCCCGCGGAACCAAGAGGAAGAGCACCCCGGAUACGAGGUGGAGGAACCUGAGGAAGAAGGACCAGACAGCACCACUUCCACCGGAAAAGACCCCUCGCCUCGCCGCCUUCGCGGCAGACGAGAACACCGGGAGACAAUCUCCCAAGCCUUCCCUCUUCGACAGGGGGGAAAUGGCCAAUACCAAUAUUGGCCAUUUUCAGCCUCUGAUUUAUAUAACUGGAAAAACCAUAACCCGCCUUUCUCCAAGGACCCGGUUGCCCUUACGGCCUUGAUUGAGUCUAUUCUGAUUACCCAUCAGCCCACCUGGGACGAUUGCCAGUAGCUCUUACAGGCACUCCUGACCUCGGAGGAGAAGCAACGAGUCUUUCUAGAGGCUCGCAAGAAUGCCCCGGGACCAGAUGGGGCACCUACCCUACUCCCCAAUGAAGUAGACGCCGCUUUCCCCUUGGAUAGACCCAACUGGAACUAUGACACAGCAGCAGGUAGGGAGCGUAUCCGUCUCUACCGUCAGCUUCUCAUAGCGGGCCUUCAAGGCGCUGGACGCCGACCGACUAAUUUGGCUCAGGUGAGAGCAGUUACUCAAGGGGCAGAGGAAACUCCAGCAGCCUUCUUAGAGCGCCUUAUGGAGGCAUAUCGCAUGUAUACCCCCUACGAUCCCAUGAAGAUGGCUCAGAGGGGAAAUGUCUCGAUGGCCUUCAUUUGGCAAUCGGCCCCUGAUAUCAGAAACAAGUUACAGAGGCUAGAUGACUUACGAGACCGCACUCUGCAGGACUUGUUAAAAGAAGCAGAGAGGAUCUUUAAUAAGAGAGAAACUCCAGAAGAACGGGAGGACAGGAUUAGAAAGGAAAGAGAGGAGAGGGAAGAUAAGCGGGAUAGGCGGCGUACUAGGGAGAUAACUAAGAUCUUGGUCACCGUAGUUAGCCAAAAUAGGCAAGAAGCAGGGAGGCCAGAUAGGAUGGGAGACAGAAGGAGGCUGAAGAUAGACAAAGACCAAUGCGCCUAUUGCAAAGAAAAAGGACAUUGGGUCAAAGAUUGCCCUAAGAGGCCCCAAAAUCCAAAGAAACAACCAACUCAGCUGCUGGCCCUAGAUGAAGAUUAGGCCAGUCAGGGCCAGGACCCCCCCCCCCCCCCCGAGCCCCGGAUAACUCUACAAGGGGGGCAGCCGGUCACUUUCCUAGUAGAUACAGGAGCCCAACACUCAGUCCUGACCAAACCGACAGGGCCACUGAGUAAUCGAAAAACUUGGGUCCAAGGAGCAACUGGAGGGAAGCAAUAUCGUUGGACCACUGAUAGGAAGGUGCUCCUGGCUACGGGUAAGGUGACCCAUUCAUUCCUUCAUGUACCGGACUGUCCCUACCCCCUAUUGGGGAGAGACUUGCUUACUAAGAUGAGAGCACAGAUUCAUUUCGACAAAGGAGGGGCCAAAAUAGCUGGCUCAAAAGGGGAACCUCUCCACAUAUUAACCCUACAAUUAGAAGAUGAAUAUAAAUUAUUUGAAAAACCUGCUCCUGAAAAUAUAGAAGCCCAUUGGAUUGAAAGGUAUCCCCAGGCAUGGGCUGAAACAGGAGGCAUGGGAUUGGCAGCUCAACAACCACCACUAGUAAUAACCUUAAAGGCCACUGCUACCCCAGUCUCUAUUAAACAAUAUCCCAUGUCUCAAGAAGCAUAUCAGGGGAUUAAACCACACAUCAAAAGACUCUUAGACCAGGGGAUAUUAACCCCCUGCCGAUCUCCAUGGAAUACUCCCCUGCUCCCCGUGAAAAAGCCUGGUACCGGGGAUUAUCGGCCAGUGCAAGACCUCAGGGAAGUUAAUAAACGGGUGGAAGACAUACAUCCAACAGUCCCUAAUCCUUACAAUCUGCUAAGUACCCUGCCUCCAACCCAUUCUUGGUAUACCAUUUUGGAUUUAAAAGAUGCAUUCUUUUGUCUGAGACUGAGCCCACAGAGCCAAUCCUUGUUUGCCUUUGAAUGGAGGGAUCCAGAGGAAGGGAUUUCAGGACAAUUAACAUGGACCAGGCUACCACAGGGCUUAAAGAACAGCCCAACCCUGUUCGAUGAGGCCCUCCAUCAGGACCUGGCAGCCUUUCGGAAGCACCACCCGGAUCUGAUCCUACUCCAAUACGUGGACGACCUGCUCCUGGCAGCUACAACCAAAGAGGGCUGCACACAAGGUACUGGGGACCUCUUACAGACUUUGGGAGAAUUAGGCUAUCGAGCCUCGGCCAAAAAGGCCCAGAUUUGCAGAACUAAGGUAACUUAUUUGGGUUAUCAGUUGGAAAAUGGUCAAAGAUGGCUCACAGAAGCCAGGAAAGAGACUAUUGCCCACAUUCCCCCCCCCCCCCCCCCCCCGAAGAAUGCUACGCAACUUCGAGAGUUUUUGGGCACUGCGGGUUUCAGCCGACUUUGGAUUCCAGGGUUCGCAGAAAUUGCGGCCCCACUGUACCCCUUGACCAAGAAUGAUGCCCCUUUUGUAUGGACUGGGGGCCACCAACAAGCAUUUGAGACCAUUAAGAGAUCCCUGCUGUCUGCCCCAGCCCUAGGGCUACCGGACAUUACAAAACCCUUUGAAUUAUUCAUAGAUGAGAAGCAGGGAUUUGCUAAAGGGGUCCUCACACAAAAAUUAGGACCCUGGAGGAGGCCCAUAGCCUACCCCUCUAAGAAAUUGGACCCGGUGGCAUCUGGAUGGCCCCCAUGCUUAAGAAUGAUUGCUGCUGUAGCCGUGCUCAUAAAGGAUGCUGGAAAGCUGACAAUGGGACAGCCCCUCAUCAUCUUAGCUCCCCAUGCAGUUGAAUCACUCAUUCGCCAGCCACCAAACCGUUGGCUAUCCAACUCUCGAAUGACUCAUUACCAGUCCCUCCUGCUAGAUACAGACAGGGUGCAAUUUGGCCCAGUAGUCACCCUGAACCCCGCCACACUGUUGCCUGCUCCUGAGGGGGAAACCCCACAUAACUGCCAACAAAUCCUUGUGGAAACACACGGAACCAGACCUGACCUGACAAAUCAACCCCUAAAAAGGGCUGACUUGACUUGGUAUACCGAUGGAAGCAGUUAUCUACUUAAUGGAGAAAGAAAAUCUGGAGCAGCAGUUGUGGACAGGAAACAGGUAAUUUGGGCCAGCGCCCUACCACCUGGAACUUCGGCUCAAUGAGCAGAACUCAUCGCGCUCACACAAGCCCUACAGCUGGCAGAAGGUAAGACACUCAGUGUCUAUACUGACAGUCGUUACGCUUUUGCCACCGCCCAUGUUCAUGGAGAAAUAUACCGCAGGCGGGGUCUUUUAACUUCAGAGGGAAAAGACAUUAAAAACAAGGCUGAAAUUUUGGCCCUGCUCAAAGCCCUGUUCCUCCCUAAGAAAUUGAGCAUUAUACAUUGUCCAGGGCACCAGAAAGGAGAGACUGAAAUAGCCAAGGGGAACUGCAUGGCUGAUGAAACAGCUAAACAGGCGGCCCUGGGCCCCCAACUCUUAUUAGCAACUUUAUUAACAGAUCAGGAGAAUCCAAAGAAAGACCUGGACUUCCUUGAUUACACAGAGAAAGAUUUAGACAUUGUUCAAAGAUUGGGGGCAGAUUAUGACCAUGAAAGGCAACGAUGGAUAUUUCAAGGAAAGACUGUAAUGCCUGUGCAUGUAGCUAAAGAACUUGUUUCCUACUUGCAUAAAUUGACUUACCUGAGUCCUAAGAAGAUGAAUAGGCUGCUUGGUAGACAGGAGAUGGGCAGCUAUAUACCUAAGAAAGAAACUUUGAUACAGCAAAUCACCAGCACCUGUAAAGCCUGUGCCCAGAUAAACGCUGGCAAAACGAACAGACCGCCUGGACUCAGACUCAGGGGACACCGCCCAGGAGUCCACUGGGAGAUAGACUUUACUGAAGUUAAACCCGGCAUGUAUGGUUACCGGUAUUUAUUAGUUUUUGUAGACACCUUUUCAGGAUGGGUCGAGGCUUUCCCUACAAGGAAGGAAACAGCACAGACAGUUGUCAAGAAACUUUUUGAAGAAAUUUUUCCCCGGUACGGGCUACCUAAGGUAAUCGGGACUGACAAUGGGCCUGCCUUCGUCUCCCAGGUAAGUCAGUUGGUGGCCAAGUUACUGGGGAUCGAUUGGAAAUUACAUUGUGCUUAUAGACCCCAGAGUUCAGGCCAGGUAGAAAGAAUGAAUAGAACAAUUAAGGAGGCUUUGGCAAAAUUAACGCUUGAAGCUGGCGCUAGGGACUGGGUUCAGCUCCUGCCCCUGGCAUUAUACCAGGCCAGGAAUACCCCAGGACCACAUGGAUUAACCCCUUUUGAGAUCCUGUAUGGAGGCCCUCCUCCAGCCAUAACUUUCUUUGAUUCUGAUAUCACUGACUAUGCCACCUCCCCCACCUUACAGGCCCACUUGCAGGCCCUGCAGUUGGUACAGCAAGAAAUCUGGAAGCCCCUGGCAGCUGCCUACCAGGACUCAGAUCGGGUUCCUGUCACCCCUCACCCCUUCAAGAUAGGUGACAGCGUUUGGGUCCGGAGACAUCAGACAAAAACUUUGGAACCACGGUGGAAAGGUCCAUACACUGUACUCCUCACGACCCCAACUGCUCUGAAGGUGGACGGAAUUGCUGCCUGGAUCCACGCAUCGCACAUCAAAGCAGCCCAGCCGGAGCACCUCAUUGACAAUCCGGAUCCAGGAUCACCAUGGAAGCUCCAGCGCACCCAAAACCCACUAAAGAUAAGACUUGUCAGGGCUUAA